AAAGCACGCAGGUUUUCUCAACGUCGACAAGCUCAGCGAAACGCGCGAGUCGCAUCUCCAAAUAAAAUCCAUCCAUGCUCACCGCCGAGGUCGCCCCGCCGCGACCUGCCGCUCCCUGUUCAGGCGCAUAACAAAUCAGCAUGGGAAUCUUGAGCAAAUCCAAGCUACGUACCAGCUAGACCCAGAGUCCAGAGGCAUCCAUGAGUAUUGAAGAAUGAAGCUACUACUUCAAACACAGUGUUUGCUUAAACAAAAACGAUGCUUAGUUACACUUUUUAUGGAUUCAAAACCCACAUCCUUCUCCACUAUAGUUAAUCUCGGCUUCGGUAUCCGCGUGACUGUCUGCCUAGCUAGUUAAACAAAUGCCAUGUGGUUGUGGCUCGCGCGGCCGAGUGGAGCUCACGUGAGACGCCAUUAAACUAGCUGAUCAUCAGCUCACGGCCCCAGAAAAGGCAGGGGGCGGAGCCGCGAGCCUAAACAAAGCCUUGGAGCUCCAGGAACUAUAGAUUCUUCCCCAUGGGAUCCGAAGACCAAGGCAGGGGAGGGGGACACAACGGAGAUACACUCACAGGUGCAGCAGGUUAAUUAGGUGAGAAUCAUUUGAGGAGAGAAGGGAAGGCAAGAAUGAGGUUAUUGCUUGGGAUCGUGAGGCUCGUUGUACUGGUGUUCAUGGUGGUUGUCAGUUCAUCGGUUGAUCAGGCAGUAGGUGUUGGUGCUAUCAGGCUGCACGACAGAAGGACACACGGGGAGCAGUGGGCGGAGGAGAGGAAGCAGAUGAGGUCGUACAUGACCAUGGACUACACCCCUGUCCAUCGGCGCACGCCCAAGCACAACUGAUUGAUCCAUUCAGAUAGCUAGCUCCCCCCUUAGAUCAGAUGAUAGCAUUGGAAACUCUGAAACUUUCAGCUCUCCGUUCUCCAGGCAGCCGGCAACCAUCUGCUGAAGCUUGAUGGCAGGAGAAGUUGAUGAUCCAUGCAUCAUGUGCUUCUUAAUUUCUUUAAUUAGUAUGUGUAUCUAUGUCUCCAGCGUGCAGAUAUGUGCAUGCAAAUUUUGCCCCCUGACCAAAUGUUAUUACUAGGAUAUAUAUACGCAGUUAUAGUUCUACUAGUAGCGUAUCUUUUUUUUUCCUUUUGUGGUUACACUUUGUAAGAAGGUGUUGUAGUUUGUCUUGGUAUAGCUAGCUAAGCUCUGCUUAUUCUCUUCCAAGUGAGAAACGCUCAUGUAAUGAACGUGCCAGCUAUAAUGGAAGAGCAGCAUUUGGUAUAGAGUCUGUCUCUGCCAGUUU
Messenger RNA from Brachypodium distachyon (stiff brome), 1285 nucleotides. RefSeq lists its product as uncharacterized. The transcript is spliced from 4 exons. Bases 625 to 837 code for a protein of 70 amino acids. The record is from RefSeq and is a predicted model, not a curated record. NCBI's taxonomy places the organism in Eukaryota, Viridiplantae, Streptophyta, Magnoliopsida, Poales, Poaceae.